ACUGUAAUCUAUUAUUUUGUAUUAAUAGCAAUGUUCUUUUAUUAGUCCCACAUUUUGAAUGAGCUCGACUGCACAUAUUAGCAGCGUAUGUGCCUGGACUGGUGUGUCCCUGUUAAAUUACAGGCAAGACAUAACUAGGCAAACAUUGGAGAUAGGACUCCCAGGCCAAGCAUCAGUAUGAGAAGGAGGAGAGGAGGAAGGAACUGAAGAGACAGAGAGGGGAAGACACUUGGAUGCUUCCUGAAGUCACUGACAGGCUGAAAGAAAUAGAAGAUGAUGCCUCUGUGAAAAACAAAAAGAAGAAAGAUAAGAAAUCUAAAAAGAAGAAGGAGAAGAAGAAGGCCAAGAAGGAAAAAAGGGCAACAGAUGCAUCUAAUGGCUCAAGUGACAGCUCAGCUGACUCAGCCGAGGAGUGGGUUGAAGCUCAGUCAGUAUCUCAGUCACAACCUGCAAAAGCCUGGAAAGUUUCAGAGAAGUCCAACCCUUUGGAGAACAAUGGCGACUCGACUCAGAGUGUACAGAGUGUUCAGCGAGAUGAAUGGAUGACCUUUGACUUUUUGGCCAUGAAAACCACAUCCACAGCCGAGAGGAGAGCUGAAAAAGACAGACAGAAAGAGGAGGAGCGGGCAAAGGCUCAAGCCAUUGAACAGGCAGGUCUGCACAAAUUAGAGUUGAAUCCCUACUGGAAGGAUGGCGGAUCUGGUCUGCCUCCAGAGGAGAGAGCUGGUACUGUUGCAAAAAAAGAAGGUCCAGUAGUGAAUGAUGGUGGCUUGAGCUGGCUGAGGAAGAGCUACCAGAGGAUGAAGGAGCAGGCCGAGAGAGAGCAGCGCAGCCUGGAUGACGUGGUGGCAGACAGAUAUGGAUCAAUGGAGGAAUUCCAGCAGCGACUUGCUGAGGCAGAAAAGGCUGUGUAUGGACAAAGAAGCAGAGGAGAAGGGGACAGUGGUGCGAGAGGCAGGUGGUUGGAGGGAAAGGAGGAGCGCAGGGAGACUUGGAGGAGGAAAAACCCAGAGAGAGAUCAGUGGAGAAGAAGUGAAAGAGAUUCAUCACCCUCAGCACGGGACAGAUAUUCAGAGAGAGGCAGAUAUCGAGAAGGAGAGAGAGAUAAACCGAGACACAGAGAUAGUGAAAGAAACUCAAACAAGGACAGAGACAGACAAAGAGAUAGAGAGAAUCAAAUGAAGAAAGAUGAAGAAAGAGAGACAAGCAGAGAUCGGGAAAGGUCCAGUAUUGCAUCAUCAUCAUCAUCAUCAGAACAAAAUUGGUGUCACCGUUCUUCUUCUCUUGGAUCUCUGAAAGGCCGCUUUCUUAAGCCCUCAGAAGAUGAUGACAUCAGAGAGCGCCCUCCUCCCACAUCUCGGUCAUUUCUGAAGCCCAGCUUAGACGCUGACGACCACUCUGGUCCACAGACCCGCAAUUUACCGACCGUGAAAAAGAGUGACAGUCUGAGCCAUCAACCUGAUUCUUUAAAGAAAGAAGAAGAGCGAGGCGCUGUGAAGCUAAUAACUCCUCAGUGUGAUGGCAAAGUGACAAAAUCAAGUGACAGCGACAGUCAAGAAGAAGAGGAGGAGGAGGAGGAGGCAGUUCCAAUCCUCUCAGAAGAAGAGAUGAACAAACUGGGUGCCAAGCUGGUGAAGGCGGAGAUUAUGGGAAACACGGCCAUGGUUGAGAAGCUGAAAUGCCAGUUGGAGGCAGCUCGUAAGGCCAAAGAGAACCACGCCGCACAAAUGAAGAUCCACCAAACGGCGAAAUCAAACCAGACGGCUGGCAGAUCGAGUGAGGACCGGGAGGUCGUGCUGUUCAGAACAGACCAGUCCGGUCAGGCCUGGCCGGUCAAACCCCUGUCAGGACCGCAGGAGCCCCACGGAGGACGACGGAAAAAGAAGUCGAUCGAGACCCAUGUUGACGGGCAGCGCGUGCGCUACUUUCAGGAUGACGACAGUGUGGGUCUGCAGGAGAUGGUCAGGAGGGAGAAGAUGAGCUCCGCACAGGAUCAGAAUGCCCUCUACUCUCGAAUGGCUGCCAAGAUGAUGGGAAAGACUGAUGGCGACAACUACACGCUCGACGACAUGUUUGUGUCAAGUGCGGCGAAGAGGGAAGGCGAAGGGAGGGAGGAGGAAAGGCUGAGGAACAGAGCCGCUGAGGAGAGCAGGAGGCUGGCUACCACCAUGGAGAAAUGCCGUCAUUGUUUCGACAGCCAGGAGCUCCAGAAGCACCUCAUAAUAGCUAUCGGGAGUAAGGUAUACCUGAGUCUCCCUGCAGGUGUGUCCAUGACGGAGGGCCAUUGUCUCAUCUGUCCUCUCCAGCAUCACUCCGCCGCCACCGUUUUGGAUGAAGAUAUCUGGUCGGAAAUGCAGCUGUUCCGACGCAGCUUGGUACAUAUGUUCGAGUCGCAGGACUUGGACUGCGUGUUCAUGGAAACACACCUGAACCCACGCAGGAGACAGCACAUGGUCCUGGAGUGUAUUCCAUUACCUCGGGAACUGGGAGACAUGGCACCGAUAUACUUUAAGAAAGCCAUCAUGGAGUGUGACGAGGAAUGGGCCAUGAACAAGAAGGUUGUUGACCUCUCUUCAAAGGACAUCCGCAAAGCUGUUCCCCGAGGGCUGCCCUACUUUGCUGUAGACUUUGGACUCCAGGGAGGGUUUGCUCAUGUAAUUGAAAAUGAACAGAAGUUCCCACAUUACUUCGGCAAGGAAAUUGUUGGCGGUAUGAUGGACUUAGAGCCAAGGCUUUGGAGGAAGAUGAUUCGUGAGAACUUUGAUGAUCAGAGGAAAAAGGUUCUGCAGUUUGCACAGUGGUGGAAACCGUAUGACUGCACCAAGAGUGAGGCUUAGCAGGACACACAAGCAGACCAUAUUGGUAGAUAAUGUACGUACAAUAUUGCAUCUUUUUUUAAGCUACGAUAUGAAAACAUUUUACUUCAUUAUGAAUGGAUGAAAUACCAAUUUAUUAUCAACAGGACACACAAAUAGGGAUUGCAUUGCAUUGCAAUAUAUGGCAUUUUCCUCAUUUUGUCAGUUAGUGUGAGAAUAUUGAUAUAUUCAAGAUGUGAGUAUAUGAAAGUGUAUAAUGUAUGUAUUCCUUAAAACGGUGGGGAUUCAUGUUUUUUUCUACUUUUAUUAACAUUGCAAACAAGCACUGUUGACAGUUUACCUGUUUUUCUAGUGAAUGGCAUGCAUGCAUGUUAUAGUUAGACCAACAAGCUGCACACUAUGAUCCUUAUCCACCUCCUGCAUAUGCCUGAAUUUUGUGCAUUAUUCGUGAAACCAAGGAAACUAUUGAGGAGAGGAAAAAAAAAACAUAAAAGUGAAAAGGAAUCCACACUGGGAUGUUUUUCUUUGUUUUUAUUGACCUUUUCACAACACCUUAUGGAAAUAGUAGCUCCAAAAAAGUAUUGUGUUUGUGUCAAUGCAGUCAUGGAACACAUGCCCAAGCCCCCUCAUCUAGCUUCUCUUAAUACAGAGGAGCAGUGGUUCGACUUCGAGUCCCUCCCGGAUGACAGAGCUCCUCACCUUAUCUGUAAGGGAGAGCCCAGUCGCCUGACGGAGAAAACUCAUUGUGUCCGCUUUGCACCCACAAUCUUGUCCUUUCAGUCAGAGGUGGGGAGGGGGGUAGGAACGUAGAUCGACCUGAGCUUUUGGCUCUGCUCCCUCUUAACCACAAAAGACUGGUGCAGAGUCUGCAUCACUGCAGACGCCGCACCAGUCCACCUGUUGAUCUCUCGUUCCAUCCUUCCCUCACUUGUGAACGAGACACUGGGGUACUAAACUCCUCCACUUGGGCCAGGGUCGGAGAUGGGAUGCUACCCCUUUCUGGGCAAAAUCCAUGGACUCCGACUCAGCCGUUUCGCACUGUGCUGCAAACCCAUCCAGUGAGAGCUGAAGGUCUGCAGAGACCCAGUCCUGCAGACACCAAACUAGAUCCCCUCAACACCCUGGAUGCACCUAGAAAUUCUGUCCAUAAAAGUAAUGACCAACUUAUUACCAGUAAUGCGGACCAAGUCAACUAACCAAAUCAGCCAAAUUCAUAAACAACUACACUGAAACCUUGGUUAGUGUCAUUAAUCCGUUCCAGAAGGUCCCACUCUAACCAAAUUGGGUCAAAUCCCAUGAGAAAUUGUGUAAAUCCAUUUAAUCCGUUCCAGAAAGCCAAAUAUGUUAACAAUAAAACACGUGUUUGUAGUUUUACAAUUAUAGUUUUUGAUGUUGGAAAACAAUUCAAAAUAUAUUUUUUAAUGAAUGAAUGAAUGAAAGAGUCAAGGAAAACUGAACUUAAAAAAAUAAUUUGACCAUCUUCCACAAGCCUUGUGGGAGACAACAACACGUCUGUCCUUUUUCUGUUCCCUUUUUUCUGGUCCAGCUGGACUGGAGCGUCCUUUCUACUUGAUUUUGGGUAGGUGGAAAAAUAUUUGUGCCGCUGAAUUGUUUGUUGCCACUAAUAAUUAUUUGUUCACUGUGACGCAGUCUUGUGGAGUGAUGUCCUCUCCACCAGAUACACGUAAUCUUCCCAUUGAUGGUAAGCAGAAAUGUUACAUCACAAAGUCAACCCGAACCAACUGUAUUAAUUUUGCAUUAUUUUGCAGUGUAUAUGCAGUAUUCUUAUUGGUCUAAGAAUAACUUUAACGGAUUUUGAUGACAACACAGAUUGGACCCUCCUUUUGUCAAAUCUAGUUUCUCAGGAUUUAAUCUGUGCCUCUGGCUUUAUGAUCAUGGGCAGCUGUCACUAAAAUCCAAACGGUUGUGGCAAGUGUAGAAGCACGCCACAGAAUCCCAAACCUCUGACACACAUUAACUCCACUAUUAAGCAAUCAGCCACCUUGACCCAGUGUUCAAACUCAUCAUCCUGAUCCUGAAAUUUUAAGAGCAACUUGAAAAAAAAUGCAAUUUUGGGACAGCUAUGCAGACCUGAAAAAACAAAAAUUGACAACAUGAAACCCACCUCAUUAAUUUUAAGAAAAGAAAGUCAUAACAACAGUAAAAUAUGACGGUGGUAGUGUGAUGGUCUGGAGCUGUUUUGAUGACUUGCUGUGAUAAAUGGAAUCAUAAAUUCUGCUGUCUUCCAAAACAUCCUGAAAGAGAACGGCCGGCCGACCUCAAAUUGAAACGAACUUGGGUUCUGCAGCAGGACAAUGAUCCAAAACACACCAGCAAGUCCAUUUUUGAAUGGCUGAAGAAAAACUAAAUGAAGACUUUAGGGUGGCCUAGCCAAGUCCUGACCCGAAUCCUAUUGAGAUGCUGAGGCAUGACCUUAAAAAGGCAGUUCAUGCUGGAAAACCCCCCAAUGUGGCUGAAUUACAACAGUUCUGCAAAGCUGAGUGGGCCAAAAUUCCUCCACAGCGCCGACUCGCUACUUCAGCGAUCUAAAUUGUUGCAGGGUAGUUAAUGAAUGUGGAGAAAAACAGACUGUGUCUACCAUUAGUGGCCAUAAUAAUGUACAGUACCUGUCUGGCAGGUAAAUUUUCAUAGAUCAUAGAAUUCCUUAAUAAUAAGACAAUCUGGCAACACGUUUGCAUUGUCUAGAUCAGGGGUCUCAAACUCAAUUUACCUGGGGGCCAC
Messenger RNA from Doryrhamphus excisus (bluestripe pipefish), 5558 nucleotides. NCBI's taxonomy places the organism in Eukaryota, Metazoa, Chordata, Actinopteri, Syngnathiformes, Syngnathidae. The record is from RefSeq and is a predicted model, not a curated record.